AAAAAAAAAAAAAAAUAAGAUUACGAUAAGAAUACGAUUUCUCAUGGAGAAAUUAAUUUUCUGUAUCAUUGAUUUUAUACAUCAUCAUCAAAAUAGAUAGCAUGCUUGUAUAAACAAAUUUCAUCGUAUCAAAUAUCCAUAUUUCUUAUAAAACCGUUUCGAAACAUGUGUUCCACGAUCUAAUUCUUUUACUUUACCGAUCGAGAGAUGUUGAGUAAUUUGCAUGCCAGAAAUCUGUCUUGUAAAAAAACGAUGAGAGAAAAAUUUUUCGAAGCAAACUAGCACGAUCAUCACGAGAGGAGAAGAAAUUAGCGUUUCUUUCGCAAUAGCAUGGCUCAAUUUUGGAAGAUGCUGAAGGAUUUGGAGGACGGGCCACCAUUUUUGUGUCCGAAAUGCGGUCGUACUUAUUCCCACAAGUGCAACUUAACGAGACAUUUACGAUUGGAAUGCGGUGUCGGGCCAAGAUUUCAAUGCGCCUGGUGCAAGAAACGAUUCAAGCAUCGACAUCAUCUGAGGGACCAUCAGAGAAUCCAUCUUUACUCGAAUUGCACAUUUGAACUGCGAAAUUGAGAUACUU
Messenger RNA from Apis dorsata (giant honeybee), 577 nucleotides. RefSeq names its product zinc finger protein 776-like. The record is from RefSeq and is a predicted model, not a curated record. The transcript has 2 exons. NCBI's taxonomy places the organism in Eukaryota, Metazoa, Arthropoda, Insecta, Hymenoptera, Apidae. The coding region runs from base 331 to 570 and encodes 79 amino acids.